Corythoichthys intestinalis (scribbled pipefish) is the source of this 885-nucleotide messenger RNA. RefSeq lists its product as uncharacterized. The transcript is spliced from 3 exons. The record is from RefSeq and is a predicted model, not a curated record. NCBI's taxonomy places the organism in Eukaryota, Metazoa, Chordata, Actinopteri, Syngnathiformes, Syngnathidae. Bases 55 to 777 code for a protein of 240 amino acids.
UACUGGCUCGUAGCGCGAAUCACACCAUAACUUCUGGUGAAAAGCUCGGGAGAAAUGUAUCGUUACAGGGUCAGUUUAGGGCAAGAAUUGACAUGCAUCGACGACGGGCAGUGGGAGGCCUUGAUCGAGCCAGGAGACCGAAGGCUCGUCAGCAGGGUCGCCGGCAGGGUUGCCGGCAGGGUCGCCGGCAGUGUCGCCUUCCAUCACAUUAGCGAGGUCCUUAGCGAGCUCGUCGGCGGGUUCGCCGGCUGGCGUGUCGCCAGGCUCGGCAACAGGCUCGCCACCAGUUUGGCCUCCAGAUUCGCCAGAAGAAUCGCCGCCGGGGUCUCCGCCAGGCUCAUCGGCUUAGCCGUCGGCAGGCUCGCCGCCGGGGUCAUCAUUGGGGCCCUCGGUGCCCAAGCCGGUCCGGUCGCCAACACGGUCAUUGGCGGGCUCAUCCGCAGUCUCGUCGGCAACGGCAGGCUCGUCCGCGUCGGCAGUCUCGUCGGCAGAGUCGUCGGCAGGCGAACCGGCAGGCUUUUAGGAAGAGUCAUCGGCUGGCUUGUCGGCAUACUUGUCCGCAAGCUCCUCCGCAGAAUGGCCCGAAGGCUCCCUCGCCACCGCUUCAUCAGAUUGGUCAGGAGAUUUGUCGGCAGGCUCGGCGUCAGGCUCCCCAGAAGAAUCACCGCCAGAAUCGAUGGCACCAUCGACUGCGUCGGCACGCUCGGCGUCAGGCUCGUCGUCCGGUUCGCCAGCAUCGUCGCCGGCACGCUCGUCACCAGACUCAUAUGCAGAUAGCCCAGAAUCCCAGCAUGUUCGGUCUUGGAUUAAAAAAAUUAAAUUGGCAUGUUCGGUCAGGCUUAAAAAAUUUAACUGGAAUGUUCGGUGUUGGCUUAAUAAAAUAAA